Diversispora eburnea is the source of this 191-nucleotide messenger RNA. Lineage: Eukaryota; Fungi; Glomeromycota; Glomeromycetes; Diversisporales; Diversisporaceae. The record is from the annotation of a GenBank genome assembly.
AUAGAAAUAACAAUAACCAAUCUAACAUCCUAGAGAGUGAAAUUUUUUCAAUAUUAACAGGAAAAGACUUAAUUGAUAGUUAUAGAAUCAUACACCCUGAUUCCAGCGGUUUUACGUGGAAAAGAGAUAAUUCGCAAGAACAGAGCCGAAUUGAUGCUAUCUGGAUCCCACAACAAUGGGAAAAAAAAUAA